AUGGCUUCACAAACCAAGAUGUGGGACCCGGAGUUCGUCUUCGGAAUCUCCCUUAACAAGCCGACCUGCCUCGGCCACAACUACAUCACCCAGAAACCAUGCGGGGUUACUCUUUCGUCGGAAUCGGCUCGCCGCCAGCAGAGGUGCCUCGAUAAGCUGUCGGAAAUGUCGCCUUUGAAAGCUGCCUCGCACCUCCUGCUGACCCCUGCGGCUGGGUUCAACGUCUGCGAAGAGCAUUGGCGCGAGGCUUCCAGAAUCUGUGACGCCUGGAGGUAUCACCUCGAGGACUUUUCCCGCUUCCAGACUUGGUACGACGGAGAGGUCGAUAAGGCUGUCGAGGCUGCCGAGUUCAUGGAGGAGGAUGAGGAGGACGACGACGACGAGCUAGACGACCUUAGCGAGAGUGCUCAUGACCACCCCCAUUCCGACAUCUACAGUACCAUUAGGAACAGCGCCUCCUAUGUCCUCGCCGAGACGAGAACCACUUCCCCCAGCCCAUAUGGGCCGGAUCGCACUCCCGCCGCCGUCUAUCCCGAGAACACCAACUCUUUCAGCGGACCCAGCAGUCAGAAAGUGAACGAACUACUCGCGGACGCCGACAAGCUGGUCCGCGAUAUCAAGUUCCUGCUGCAGCAUGUCCGUCAGCUUCGCGAUGACCUGGAUCUGGCGGACAUCACCGACGUCGACUCCGGCAUCCAAGAUAUCCAAGAUGGAGAUUCGAAGAGAUCCGAUGGUUACCCUGACCAUUGUAAUGAUGGCGUCCCCAAUGGUGAAGGCAACGACGCUACUAUCAAUGGGGAUGACUGGGUCAGAAUCGACGACUAUCACAAUUACUGA
Colletotrichum karsti is the source of this 837-nucleotide messenger RNA. RefSeq lists its product as uncharacterized. Bases 1 to 837 code for a protein of 278 amino acids. Lineage: Eukaryota; Fungi; Ascomycota; Sordariomycetes; Glomerellales; Glomerellaceae. The transcript is spliced from 2 exons. The record is from RefSeq and is a predicted model, not a curated record.